Molecule: messenger RNA, 1467 nt
Organism: Cryptomeria japonica (Japanese cedar)
Lineage: Eukaryota; Viridiplantae; Streptophyta; Pinopsida; Cupressales; Cupressaceae
Product: putative UPF0481 protein At3g02645
Exons: 1
Coding region: 1-1467 (488 amino acids)
Source: RefSeq, a predicted model, not a curated record
AUGGCAGAAGCUGCAAGUGAAGAGCAACGACUUAUUUCUAAAGAAUGGACGGUGGAGGUCAAAAACUUUUUGAAAGAGAGUGAGCAAGGUGGUACAGAAGUUAAGCUGAGUAUGCGGGUGCCCAAAGCUCUGAUUAAUGCAAAGCCAGAGGCGUACAUUCCUCAAAUGGUGUCUCUGGGUCCCUACCACCACCGCUCUCUGCAAGAGGAACCCAUGGGGCCAUACCACGAACGCCUCAGCCAUCUUUCCCAGAUGGAUUUCUAUAAGCUCAAUUCUACAAGAGAUGCAGCACAAAACAACCAAAGACUCACGGAAAACUUUCUCAUAAAAGUAACAAACAUGGCGUCCGAAUUUGAGAAGUUCUACGACUGGAAGAUCAGUGACAAAGAAGAGUUCGGGAGGAUGAUGAUGGUGGACGCCUUCUUUCUUUAUCAGUUUCUCCAAAAUGGUCUCCAUGUUCUAAAACGAGAAUCCAGUCAAAGACAAAAAAGGUACAAUGAAAUUUUUACGCCCACUCUUACAAGUAUCAGAUGUGAUAUUUUGAAGCUGGAAAAUCAGAUUCCUCUUUCUCUUCUCAAAGAAAUUGAUAGCACUCUAAACAACAAUAAACUUCAGGAAUGUCUCAACUCUUCAAUUCCUCAUCUCUCUUGCUUUCAAGUAUCUCAUAAUCCAUUAUCUCAUAAUCCGACUCUUGAAUACAAAGAUGAGUACCAUCUAUUAGGCUGCAUGCACAAAUAUGUGUCCUCCUUAUUGCAGAUUCAUGACCCAGCUGAAGAUAAGCCCGGGAAUUUGACCUGCCGUGAGAGUUUCAUGACAGCUAUGGGUGACAUGGUUGCAGCCAUCUUUGCUGUCUUCUUUCCUCACCCAGCCAAACAAGGCCGCGACGAUUUCCUGGACAAAUACAACGCAAAAGAGCUCGUCAAGGCUGGAAUUCAGUUCAAACCUGGAUGGAAUAAGAUCAGAUUUGACAAGCAAUCCGACACUCUUUUUCUUCCCAAGAUUGUAAUUUCAGACACCUACACAGAAGCAAUGAUGAGGAAUUUGCUGGCCCUGGAGUUCAACGACGCCAAUCGGCCCAAACAUGUGAUACAGUACGUGGAACUGAUGGACUGCCUCAUCGACACACCAGAGGACGUUACCCUGCUGCGAAAAUGCGAGGUCAUCGAUCGGCACAGCAUGAUGAUAACAGAUGAGCACAUAGCCAAGAUGUGGGAUGGCAUGGCAAAGCCUCUGUUUUUUGCAGGGUUUCUGGAGCACGCUCAAGGGUUGAAAGCUGGAAUCAGGGAAACACUAAUCAAAAACUUUUAUAAAAGCAAGAUAAGAAAUACAUGGGCGGAGUUUCAUGGGGAGCAUCUGUCAAGACCGUGGAAGGCACUGGCCUUGCUGACUGCAAUUCUUGUCGUUGGCCUCACUGCAAUACAGGCCUAUUGUUCUCUCGCUGAUUGUGCGAAGAAGUCCCAACGAUGA